This is a messenger RNA of Phascolarctos cinereus (koala), 3396 nucleotides long. It is a transcript of the gene CMTM6, whose product is annotated as CKLF like MARVEL transmembrane domain containing 6. Lineage: Eukaryota; Metazoa; Chordata; Mammalia; Diprotodontia; Phascolarctidae. The record is from RefSeq and is a predicted model, not a curated record. Gene Ontology annotation, cellular component: membrane.
GACGUGACGUGCAACGAUCCUUCAGUCUACGGCUGCGCGAGCCGGGUCGGGGUGCAGAGCGGCUGCUGUCCGUGCUCUCGUUGGCUGAGAGGCUCCGGCUGGAGGCCCCCUCUUCGUCCCGCCUCGGCCCCGUUCCCUCCCUCCCGUCCCGCCGUCGGCCAUGGACAACGGAGAUGUGUACAACCCCACCACGGAGGAUGUCCCGGCCUCCGCGAUCGUCCCCGGGCGCAGCUCCUGCAGCUUCUCCCUGGCCCGGCCCAGCCGGCUCCGGGCCCCCGUCAAGCUGGCCGAGCUGGUGCUGUCUCUGGUGGCCUUUAUCUGUGAAGAGGUUGUGUCCCGCUGCACGCGGUGUGGAGGCCUUUACUUUUUUGAGUUUGUUAGCUGCAGUGCCUUCCUCCUGAGCCUGCUCGUGGUUAUUGUCUACUGCACCAGUUUGUAUGACAGAGUGGACCAAAACAAAGUGAAGAAGUCGGAUGUCUAUAUCACUGCGAUAACUGGGUUAAUGUUUUUGAUAGCAUCAAUAACCUUUGCUUGCACCAGUGAUGGGACCUCACCCGAAACCGCUGCAGUUGUAUUUGGAUUUUUGGCGAGCACUGUAUUCCUAAUUGAUUUUGGUUUACUGAAGUUUGAAAAUGCUCGGAAGUCCCAGACAAGGAAACCUGAAGUCCCCCAAACCACUCUUACCCAGCCACUGAAUGGCUAGGAGAAUGGUAGAGAAGGCAGGAACCAGAGGAUAAGCAAGCCAGGUGGAGAGUGCUUGUAAAAUACAGAAUUGGACUCUAUUAAGACCAGCUCUCUAUGUUUAUUCACUUGCAGGGACCUAGGGGGAGAGGAUGAGGACGUGCUUUGUCAACCCAGCACUUUCAUCACAGCCCUGUCCAGGUUGCCUUUUUCCCAACUACUGCUAAAGUGUGUGCCUUAAUGAAAUUUCUUGUUGCUAUUUUUUUCUUUAAAACCCAUUUCCAUCAAGUGACAAACCUUUCUGUGAUACUGUGACAAGAUCACCUUGACUGUCUUGGCUUUCAUAUAGCACUAUGUGUUCAUAUGAAUGAUAUGAAAUGUUCAUCUGAUUGACCUUUGCUCUUAUUGAAUUAAUCUGCUUAUUUGAAAUUUUGGGGGAGAUUCUUCUCCCUUUUUUGAGGGCCUGCCUAGUUAAAUUGUUUAUAUUGAGAGCUGCUGGAAUGCAGUAGCAUUUAUUUGGGACGAGCUAGAACAAGGAACAUCAGCUGUCACCACCUUUAGAGGGAAAUCCCAGAGAAGGAAACUCCCUGUACCAAAGCAGGUGCAGACCUGCUUGUGGUCUCAGAGAGGGAGCUGCCUGGAGCCUGAAGAAUUGAAGGUAUUUACCCAGGGCCGCGUGCCCAGUAUGUGGCGGAGACGAGCCUUUGACCCACUCUGGCUCUGAGACCGCCUUUCUGACCUUUACACCAUGGCUGCCGCUUUGGGUACAAAUACUGUUUCUGUUCGUGUUGUCUCUAACCCUACAGAAUUAGGGGCCAAGUGUGCUUUAACCACCUUGAUGAGUAGAAAUAGUGCUAUUUGUGGUUGCAUGGACAUGCUGGCUUGUCAGGUGCCUGAAGAGGGUGGCUGUGGGUGUGAGGGAGAGAGGACCUGAGAUGGAGGGAGGCUGCCAGCUUUACACUUGCAUUGCAGUGAUGUCCAUCUAGUUGUGACCCUGCUCAGGGUUAGAUGCGGCAGUCUGGAGUUGAGAGGCAUUGCUGUAUGGACUUGCCUUCUCCCCACAUGAGUCUGGGAUAGCUUUCCUCAUUGAGAACAUGGGUGCCAGAUCCCCACUCUGAUGAGUUACAGGUUUAAGUUACAGAUUCACUCACUUUCAUUGGAAGAUUGUAUUGUGUUAUGAGAGGUAGGGCUGUGUCAUUAUAGAAUGUUCUGGAACCUCCUUUGUUUUCUGUGUAAUACUGCUUGUUGUAAUGCCUUUCCAUUAAUAUGUAAAUCUUGAAUAUAAAAAUAGAUUUUUCUUAUUAAUUCCUGUGAAUUAAUUUGUGGCCUAUGUGUCAAUGCUAGAACGAGUUCAACUGGUACUACUGAUUACUCAGCUCCUCACUAUUGCCUUAGGUGUUGAUAUUUCCCUGUGAAAAAGGGACAGUGGAACCUGGAGGGUUUUGCCUGUUCAUGCAUGCCCCACACCACCACGCUCUUCAUCCCCCGGCAUCCCCAUCACACACUGGUUUUCUCCUUGGGUUUUACUAAAGAGCCUGGGCACAGUGCUGCUGCCUUUUCCCACCACAAAAACCUGGUUUGCCAUCACAGUUCUCCUAGAUGGCCCAUCAGGAUUAAAACUACCCCGACUCUUAUUUCUUGUAUAUGAAUCAUAUUAGUUUGUAUCGCAACAUGACUCUUGGGUCCCGUCAAGAUAUGUGUUUUUGUUCACUAGAACAGGAGUCCCUUUUAAGCAGUAUGAAGCUCCCAUGGGAGCUAAACACAGGAAAUUUGACCUGAUCGGAGCAGUUUGGAAACUCCCUUUUGGACGUGUAGGAACAGACACGUAUGGGUACCAUUUUAUAUGUGUGUGUAGUAAAAGUUUCAAGACCAAAUUAGAAGCUUAGACGAAAGCUCUUCCGAGUGUGCUUUAAAGAGUACAGAGUGUGUGCACACAGAUCUAUUGUCUCAAAUAGAGAAUACCAAACUCUCUGCCCUAUGAUAAUGAGGUUUCUUUUGAGGCAAAUUAUGUAACUGGAUUUUGGGCUCUGCCUGUACUAACUCAGUGUUCUGGGUCAUGUCUUAGCAAAACUCUUGUUUGUAACGUGCUUGUUUUUGAAACUUUACAAUUCUUUUGAAAGAUCUAGUUGUGGCUUGUUCAGUAACUUAAUUUAUAAUCUCUUUCGCGAGGAUGUGGGGGAGUGGGGCAGUCAGCAGAUCUUUUUUUGCACUUUUAAGCUUAAACCACUACUUUUCCAAGUUUUCUAUUUCUCAACCUUUGAGUGACUGGUGACUUUAUCUUCCUUGGGAUGGCCAAGUUUGGCCGUUAGAUUAGGGUUCGUAUUGAGGUUGAGGGCAAUGUGGAAAUACCAUGCCUAACUCUGUUUGGUAGGUACAUAAAUGAAAUCAACUUAAGUUUGAUCUUCAUGGCUUAAGUGGUCAGAAUUUUCUUUUAAAUUCACCAAUUGGACCUUCAUUUGUAAAUCUCUAACGUACCACAGAUUGGAGAGUUAGUGGGGUAAAAACCAAAAACUAUUCCAUCUUAAGAUUCAAAACAAAAUUAGAAACUUGGAUAUCAAUGUCCUUUAAUGAAAAAUCUGUUAAAAGACUACAUUGUUAAAUUUCCAACUUUUGUUGAUGUAAUUUCCUUUUCUCUUUGCUUUCUGUUUAAUUUGAAUUUUCACUCAUUCUUCAGAAAUUAUAGGGUGAAUUUUUUUUAACAUGAAAGGCUUAUUA